CCUUCGGUUCAGUCAGUUUUCGCACAGCGCUUGGACAAGACGUGCACACAGCUAAGUACGUAAAGUGGAGAGUAAACUAAACGAGCUAAGCUAAUAACAAAGCGAUAUUCAAACGUAUCAACGGAAACGCCAUGGAGUUUAACAAUCGUUUGCUAUUGAAGAUCAUUGAGCUGGGUAUUGCCAUUGCUUGCGUUGUGCUCUAUGAGGUGGUUGGCGACUUGACCAAGCGCCCAUUGAUUGUGUGCGGCACCAUUGUAGGCUACACAAUCAUCUGCGCUGUCCUACUGAUCGGACACGUGCUCGGUUCGGUCGUGGAGAAACGUCUCAAUGCACUGCUCUCGCUGAUCGGCUGCAUUCUGUUCGUGGCCUCAGGUGCCCUGGUCAUUGAUGAGUGGCAUGAUGCCUACGAUUUCUUGAAGGACAGCAAGCGUAAUGCCAUCGCAGCUGGAUCUCUGAUGAUAAUCAAUGGCGCCGUCUUUCUACUGGACACGCUGUCCAUUUGCAGAACGUAAGCCCCAAAACACAAGGGGUAUCCAUACAAAGAACUACGUCUAUAUCUCUAUAUAUCUAUAAAAAAAUUUUUUUGUGAAUCGAAAUUCUCAUGGCUUCUGUGUGGGUCAUAAAAUGCGAAUAAUGAAUCUUGCGUAAGCUAUAUAUAUAUAAACUAUAUAUAUAUAUAUAUAU
Molecule: messenger RNA, 684 nt
Organism: Drosophila hydei
Lineage: Eukaryota; Metazoa; Arthropoda; Insecta; Diptera; Drosophilidae
Product: protein snakeskin-like
Exons: 3
Coding region: 132-512 (126 amino acids)
Biological process (GO): septate junction assembly
Source: RefSeq, a predicted model, not a curated record